Emiliania huxleyi CCMP1516 is the source of this 417-nucleotide messenger RNA. RefSeq lists its product as hypothetical. Gene Ontology annotation, molecular function: oxidoreductase activity, acting on paired donors, with oxidation of a pair of donors resulting in the reduction of molecular oxygen to two molecules of water. The annotation marks the transcript as partial. NCBI's taxonomy places the organism in Eukaryota, Haptophyta, Isochrysidales, Noelaerhabdaceae. Gene Ontology annotation, biological process: lipid metabolic process. Gene Ontology annotation, cellular component: membrane. The record is from RefSeq and is a predicted model, not a curated record. The transcript is spliced from 5 exons.
AUGGGCAAGGGCGGCAACGCGAACCCGCGGGAGCUCAAAGGCGGCAAGGCCGAGCAGCUGACAGUCUACCUGUAUGGCAAGGCUGUCGACGUCUCGAAGUUCGCGAAGCUGCACCCGGGAGGCGCCAAGGCGCUGCGCAUCUUCAACAACCGCGACGCCACCGAGCAGUUCGAGAUGUACCACUCGCCCGCCGGGAGCCUCGAUGCCGGCGAGACAGCGGCCAGCACGGGUGACGCGGAGAGCGAGGCCUUCAAGCUCGGCCUCACGCUGCUGCCCGGUUUCCUCGGCUUCUACCUGCUGCGGAGCGGCAUGCCGGCGCUCGGAUCCUUCCUGAUCGCUUUCUCGUACUACAUGUCGGGGUGGACCUCCCACGAUUACUUGCACCACGGCUGCCUCAAGGGCGGCCAAAAGCAGCUG